AUCACGUGACUUCAGGGAAAGAGAAACUGAAGUGUAGUUGAGCUGUUGUGUGUUUGUGUCUCUGUAUUCAUGCAGUAAAAUGGCAGAAGCCAGAGUUUCUCAGGAUGAAUUCUUGUGUGCAGUGUGUCUGGAUCUCCUGAAGGAUCCAGUGGCCAUUCCCUGUGGACACAGUUACUGUAAGAGCUGUAUUACAGGCUGCUGGGAUCAGGAGGAUCAGAUGAGAGUCUACAGCUGCCCUCAGUGCAGACAGACCUUCAGUCCAAGACCUGCUUUAGCUAGAAACACCAUGCUGGCUGAAGUGGUGGAGAAACUGAAGAAGACCAAUCUUCCUGCUGACUGUUACGCUGGAGCUGGAGAUGUGCAGUGUGACGUCUGUACUGGAAGAAAAUACAAAGCUGUCAAGUCCUGUCUGGUGUGUCUGAACUCUUACUGUCAGAAUCACCUCGAACAACAUGAGAGUUUCUUUAAAGGAAAGAGACACAAUUUGAUUGAAGCCACUGGACGACUGCAGGAGAUGAUCUGCCAGAAACAUGAGAAGAUCCUCGAGGUUUUCUGUCGCACUGACCAGAAAUGUAUAUGUAUGCUGUGUACGAUGGAUGACCAUAAAAACCACGACACUGUAUCAGCUGCAGCACAGAGGACAGAGAAACAGAAGGAGCUGAAGGAGACGCAGAAGACGCUCCAGCAGAGAGAGAAAGAUCUUCAGCAGCUGAGAGAGGCUGUGGAGUCUCAUAAGCGCUCUACACAGACAGCAGUGGAGGACAGUGAGAGGAUCUUUACUGAGCUCAUCCGCUCCAUUGAGAGAAGCCGCUCUGAGCUGAUACGGCUGAUCAGAGAUCAGGAAAAGCAAGCAGUGAGUCGAGCUGAAGGACGACUGGAGCGACUGGAGCAGGAGAUCAAUGAUCUGAGGAGGAGAGACGCUGAGCUGGAGCAGCUUUCACACACACAGGAUCACAUCCAGUUCCUGCAGAGUUUGCCGUCUCUCUCAGCUCCUCCUGAAUCUACAGACGUAAACAAUGAUCUUUUCAGUUCUCUCGUCUCAUCUGAUACUCUGAGAGAAUCUGUCCAUCAGCUGAGAGACAAACUGGAGGAUUUCUGCAAAGAGCAGCUCAAGAAGAUCUCAGACAGAGUCACAUUCACCAACAUUGUUCCCAGGACCAGAAACAACUUCCUACAAUCUGGGGCAUAUUACUACACCCAGCCCCAGUUCACGCCCCCUUUUGCCCCGGCACCCAUCAUCAUGAAUCCCGCCCUCCAGCAGCAGCAGGCCCCGCCCCCUCAAAUUCAGCAAGCUCCGCCCAGACGGGAACGCAAGUCGAUCAGGAUCUUUGACCCUAAUCAGGGAGGACGUGACAUCACAGAAGAGAUCAUGGCACGAGGUCGCAGUGGCUCCACACCUACACCUCCACAGGUAAUGAGCACACACAGGGGUGGCGCCAGAGAAUUUUGAACGCAGGUGCUGAGGGGGUGCUAGAUCAAUGACAGGGGGAGCUGGGCAAUUAAUAGUAAAUAUGACCAAAACAGGUUGUUAUUAUUAUUUUUUAUAUGAAUAAUGAAAUCGCUAUAUAAGCGCAUUUCAAAUGUUAAUGAGGAGUGUGGGAGUAUUAUCGUGCUUACUGUAUGACAUGGGGCGCCCGCGCAAUCUUUUUUUUUUUCUUCCUGCAGAAAGAACUUAAAAUAGCCUACUCCUGUAAUUUUGGAUGUGCUUUCUGUCGUCUCAUGCAGUCUCCAUGAAUGAAGCGCGUCACAACAAUGAACCAGCUCACAGACAUGAGAAAUAAAUCUGCAGAAAGCUUGAAAACCAAUUAAAAAAAAAAAAAAAUCUUCUCUUAUUAUAAAGGCAUGUCCUCUGUGGAGAUGCAAGUCAGCGCCGGCAUUCAGCAACUUCAUCUUUGCAGCAGACACUGACUGAGAAAGCAUUAGUUUAUUAAAGGGGUCAUAUCAUGACACUAUUUUAAAGAUCAUUAUUUUGUGUAUUUGGUGUAACAGAAUAUGUUGACUGCUUUAAUGUUCAAAAAACAUAUUAUUUUUCAAAUACUGUAUGUUAUUGUAGGUCCUCUAUGCCCGGCCUCUCUCAAAUGCGUAGUUUUCUACAAAGCCCCUCCUUCCAACAAGCGCAGUCUGCUCUGAUUGGCCAGCUGACACAAUGCAUUGUGAUUGGCCGAACACCACAAGAACAUGUCGGAAAUACAACGCCCCCUACUAUAAUCAUGAGCUUCAACAUUCAAAGUAAAUAUAAAGACAUAAAUAUAAUGUCGUUAGUUUUACCAUCAGUUCAAGUUCAGUAGCAAAUACUUAAACUAAUAACAAAACAUACUUAUAGUUGCUGAUUCAGAAGCGCCAGAUUGUCAGAGCAAAGUCGGAAUUGACCCUUUUAUUUUUUUUAGAAAUAGCCUUCGUGCACAGCCAGCCUUGUACUCUGCUAGGUUCAUGAAACUGUUGUCCAUAAAAUGCAUUGCACAAAUUCGAACAUUUGGGUUGUGCUGUUCUGUUGUAAACACUUUUGUAAAUACUUUUGGAAGACCAAAUAAAGUGCUUUUGCUUUCGCAUAGAAACACACAGCGCCUCCCUGACACGGCUGCAUCAACACUACUGCGGUUAC
Molecule: messenger RNA, 2602 nt
Organism: Onychostoma macrolepis
Lineage: Eukaryota; Metazoa; Chordata; Actinopteri; Cypriniformes; Cyprinidae
Product: E3 ubiquitin/ISG15 ligase TRIM25-like
Exons: 7
Coding region: 80-1450 (456 amino acids)
Molecular function (GO): zinc ion binding
Source: RefSeq, a predicted model, not a curated record